GUUCACUGUUCAGAUUCCACGCGCCGUGGUCCUAAAUGUCGCCACGGGAACAUGGCUCCUAGAGAUACGGUGAUGCCUCCAGAACCCAGCUCCACCCAGAAGCAGCAGCCCGAUGGGCCUGAACAAGGUGAUACUGACUCAAGUACAGACACUUCACCUGCCCAGCCAAGCAAAGGACAAGCGCCGGCUGUACAGACGCAGGUCAUCGGCGGUGACGUUGCGGCGAGUGGGACGAGGGAAGCUCACGCCCCGAUUGCAACGCCGGCGCAGCCGCAAGGCGGAGACGAUGCUGUGCGCAUCAAUGCGCUCACAUUGGCUUGGAUCUGGGGACUGCUGCCCGGAGGGCUGGCGGGUGUUUCGAUCGCCUACGUCCUGUGGUCCGUGCGGAAGCACGCCGUCGAGAGCAUGGCUCAGCAAUGCAACACGAGCGACUGUCGGUACGCGACGGAGCUGCUGAAAUCCACGCUGGACCGCAGAUUUGAGCCGUGCGACGACUUCUACAGCUUCGUAUGCUCACGCUUCAGUGGCCGCGCGUUCGACGUCAUCCAUUCGGUCCAGCUGUACAUGCGUGAACUGACCGAAUCCACGCUGCUCUCCGUCGACGUUCCGCUCUCGCAUCAGAACUCCACUCAGAAGGCUGCUGGCUUGUUCCGCGCCUGCGUCAGUAUGGCGAACACUACUCGAUCCGAGGUACCUGCGCUGAAGUCGUUCCUCGGCCUAGUCGGACUCGACCUGUCAAACAUGCCGCCCGAUCCCAACUUCAACAUCGCCGAGAGGAUCGUGAGGCUGAACUUCGAGUACGGCUUUCCGACCUACGUCAAGUUCGGAUGCGUGACCACGAAGUGGCAAGCAAAGAAAGUUUUGACCAUGGAUACAGAGAAAGACUACGAGCCAUGGUUGAAAAAUACAGCUGUCGACUUUGAUGUCUACGCCUACUUUCUAUACGAGUACGACUCAAACCUGGACAUCGUUCAGCUAGCCAAUCACAUAGCGGUCGCCGAAGGAAAGCUGCUGACGUUGAUCCACAAGCUGAAAAAUGUGUCGAGCGACGGGGCGAUUACGACCGUUGGCGAAUUCGGCACGUUGACUGGAGGCGUCGUUUCCAAGGACGAGUGGCGGAGACUCAUCGCGAAGUACACGGGCGGCGCGUACGACGAAUCCGACGCUCUAGUGGUGCUGGGACACUCGACGGAGGUGGCCAAGCUGCUCGUGGCUAACGGGGCCAUCCGCCGUGACGAUGCGCGGCUAGUGCUGUCCUGGAGACUCGUUCGACAGCUUCUGCCACUUUCCAGCGGUGCCGUCAUGGCCACUGCGCAAGGCCGAAAAUUCGAGCAGGCCUGCCUCGUGACCGUGAGCGGGAUCAUGGAAGCGGCCGUCAUGAGCAGCUACCUCCGCCGCUUGGUCCCAUCACCUGCACUCAAGGCGGCAACUGUGCUCGCUCUGAAUGUAAUUCAAGUCCUGCUCGAUAAGGUCCAACAUGUGCCUUGGAUGGAGGGCUGGAUGCGGAGCUUGAGCAUCAAAAAGGCCUCCAAAAUGGGGCUCCUCAUUGGCUACCCCAAGGAUAUCGACACCGUCCGUCAUAUGGAAGCAUUUUUCGCUGAUUUUCCGGACGCCGGCGCGAAUUUCUUCACCCCGUGGUUAGAGGCGCACCGACUGAUGACGCAGCGCCUCUUCCGAAACGACACGGUGAACUUCACGUCGGGUGAAGUCAACGCCUUCUACAACCCGAUCCUUAACACUAUGACUAUCCAGGCCGGCAUAGUGCAGCCGCCGUUUUUCUUCGCCCUUGGGACGGCCGCCCUCAACUAUGGAGGCCUCGGUCAAAUCGUUGGUCACGAGGUCAUGCACGGCUACGACGUGAAUGGCAUACGCCUGGACCCCAUUAGCGGAACUGUUCACACCACCGACUCCUCGUCGAUGUUUCAGUACGCAAAGCGAGUGUACUGCCUGCGUCAGUCUUACAUAAAGGCGGAGCAAGAGCGGGCCGCGGUCACUAUCGACGACGACACCGACUCGGAGGGCUUCGCGGACUUCACUGGCCUCCAACUGGCGUACGCGGCGUACAAUCGCCUUACCCCUCAAGAGCGCCUGGCCGUGGUCCCCGACGUGGGGCUCAGCGCCGAACAGACUUUUUUCGUUGCGCACUGCCUCAAGUGGUGCGACCUGGUAACCAAGAGGAUGCGCAACAGUCGAUACUGGGCCGGCCGCUCGCGCUGCAUCGUGCCGUUGCGAAACACGCCCGAGUUUGCGACCGCAUUCUCCUGCUCCCCGGGGGCGCCCAUGAACCCGCCAUCGAAAUGCUCCUUCUGGGAGUAGCCGCACGCGCACACGCUGCAAGCACUGCGGCGCACAUGGAUUUGUUUAAACUGAAACCUCAGCGUGGGUAGGGUGUAGCGGGUACGACGAAACGUUGGAGGGGCAUAGGAAAUUUCGUGUAACGCUUUUGUAUAUAAUAAGACAUGAAACUGUAGUACAGAGCUAACGGGAUGGCUUUUUGCGUACAUAUUAAUAGAAGAAUACAUGGCACACCUUGUGGUCUUCCUAAGUUGACUACGUUUGUUUUGUUCGCAAAGAAAAGAGCAUUACGCUUUUCGAUACGUUUGCGGAGGACGAAGAUAUUCCUACCGAGACAUCACGUAUACCGUUGGCAUGUCUCCCGAUCGCCUCAUUACGUGUUCCUGUCGGCCAAUUAUAUCAAAUAAGUUAGCUUGCUUUGUAACUCAAAUGGAUUCUUUUUCGAGUGGGUUGUAUUUUCUGUUCCUUAGUUCUUUAGGAGGAUACAGGCGAACGCAAAUGAAGUGACAUGUUUCCUGUGUCUGAGUUGCUACAGUGUUGGCCCCGUCAGCGAAGAUAUUAGGCAGCAGUAUCGCUCUCAAGCUCUAAAUCCAUCUGAUAAGCACACAUUUGCACAGAUUAACACGACAAUAAUAAAGUCGAACUCAUCCUGGUGUUGUUUCAUGAAGCAUUGCUCACAGACAGACUCGAUGAAGAAACUGUUGUGUUAUCAUUGCCGCUAAAGCGAUAGCGGUGGCGCGAUUAUCGCGACAGCUUGCUAUAUUAACUCAGUCGUGUGGCCACCGAGCUGCAUUCCACAACGAACCGUCAUGGAAUAAACCACGUUCGGUUUUGCUUGCGCCUUCUUCCUUCGUCUGCUGUUUCACUCCGCGAAAAUACAACAUUGGCGACGAGGGUUGACCAAUUCUGCGGCAAGCUGACAUGGCUAUGGAAGGUCCAGCAGCGGCGUGUGCAGUGGCGCAAAUCGUGGGUCGACUGGGACACAUCGAGCCCUUUGACGAGCCAGCAAGCGAGUGGCCGUCGUACGAGGAACGCUUGUCGUCGUUUCUUCAGGGCAACCGUAUCCCCGAGGAUGACAAGGUACACGCUUUUUUGAGUCUCACAGGCCCAAAGACGUACAGUCUUCUCAAGUCGCUGACUGCACCGAAAUUUUCGUCAGUUGAAGGUUUCGAGUUUUUAAAGAGACUUCUUGGUGACGAUUUGUCACCGAAGCUGUCGGUAAUUGGCGAAUGCGCAAAAUUUCACAGAAGAGCGCAACUUCAGACUGAAUCAAUUUCAGAAUAUGUUGCGCUGUUGCGAAAAUUGGCACAGACAUGCGAAUUUGAAUCCGCCCUCGAUCAGUCAUUGCGGGACCGUUUUGUCUGCGGUCUGUGCCGAGAAGAUAUACAGCGCCUGUUAUUCACGAUGGAUAACAAGCUAACCUUCCAGAAAGACGUAGAACGAGCGCUAGCCAUGGAAGCGGUGAAAAAUAGCGUGGCAGAAGCGCACGCUUCGGAAUCAAGCCUAUCAGGCGGUCACAAAGUCGGUGCGGUUGGGGAAACUGAUAUGACGCACGGAAAUUGCUACCGCUGCGGGUCUGCGAAGCAUGCAAGCAGACUGUACCCCCUCGUUGCGGCCAUCUGUUUCAAAUGUGAUAAGAAAGGUCACAUUCAAAGAGUGUGCCAAGCUAACAAGCAGAGAACGGCGAAGGGAGCGAGUCGAAACGCGAUGAAGGUGUUUGGUCCCGUUCAAGCUUCUGUAAGCGUGAAGGGAAUUCUUUCGCCUAGUCGGGAGCCGAUAAAAAUUUCAAUGCACGUACAAGACGUACCCUUGGAAAGGAAGCUGGAUAUGGGGCUACUGUGACCGUAAUGUCUUUGGAUCAGUUUCGUCAAAUGUUUCCAUCAAUCAAGGUCAUACCAACGACGCUGAAGCUGCAGACGUUUUAUGGAGCCAUCAUCCAGCCUGUCGGAGUUGCUCACGUUGCCGUGCAGUACGGAGAGCAGAGGGCUCGGCUGCCUUUUUACAUCACGGUAGGUCGACAAUGGUUGAAAGCUAUCCGACUCGACUGGAGCCGUAUUUUGAAGCUCAACGUUAUUCCCAGGUGGCACGAUUUCGCCUGUUCCAGACUGCGCGCUCUUCUAGACAGGUACCAGAGUUUGUUUCCGGAUGAACUGGGGACAAUUACCGAAGAAAGAGCGACAUUGUCCCUGAAAGAUGGUAGCAUGCCAAAAUUUGUGAAGCCAAGAAGUGUGCCUUUUGCAUUGCAACCGGCAGUCGAGGCUGAGCUUAAGUUGGAAGACAUGGGAGUCAUUUCACCUGUCGUGUCAAGCGACUGAUCGGCGCCGGUUGUGCCAGUAUUAAAGAAGGACGGUGGCAUAAGACUAUGCGGCUAUUAUGAGACCACCCUAAACCCUUCUCUUGAAACUGAUCAGUAUCCACUUCCGAGAAUCGACGAGUUGUUCACAGCGCUCGUAGGGGGCCAGGAAUUUUCUAAAGCUGACCUAAAUCGAGCCUAUCAGCAGGUAGUAAUGUCGGAGUCAUCAAGAAAGUACUUGCCACUAAAUACUCAUAAACGAUUUUUUUCCGUAAACACGUGGCCGCUCGGGGUUUCUUCGGCACCUUCCAUUUUACAAAGAAUUAUGGACACAUUCUUGAAAGACCUGAGAGGCUCCAGCUGCUAUUUGGAUGACGUUCUCAUCACCAACUAGACGUCACACGAGCAUUUUGCAAACCUCGAAGUGGUUCUGAAGCGGUUGACUGAGCGUGGGGUUCGAGUAGUGAAAGAAAAGUUCAUUUUUCCAAACGGAAUUGCAGUAUGUGGGUCAUUAUCAGUGCAGCACGUGUCGGCACAACGCCAGACAAGAUAGAAGCGCUGAUGAAAGCGUCCGCACCCACAGGCAAGCAACAACUACAAUCGUUUCUGGACAUUGUAAAUUACUACGGGAAGUUUGUUCCUCGAUUGUAUACUCUGGCGAGAUCACUUGACAAACUGUUGCUUCUCGACUAGCCAUGGCUCUGGGAUGAAUCGUGUCAAGGGGCUUUCGAGGAAAUCAGAAUUCGUUGGCGUCAUCCUCGAUCCUGGCGCAUUACGAAAAAGAUAAACCUAUGCAAGUGGCAUGUGACGCUUCCCACUACAGUGUGGGAGCAGUACAUUCUCAUGUAACGGGAGAUGGAAGCUCUCGGCGUAUGUUUUAUGGGUCGUGUGCAUUAACUGACGCCGAAAAAGUACAGACAGCUAGAAAAACAAGCGCUGGACACUAUCUUUGCUGUCAAAAAGUUUCAUUUCUACAUCUAUGAAAGAUGAUUCACGUUGCUUACGGAUCACAAGCCAUUAGAAACAAUUCUGGGGCAAUAAACAGGCAUUCAACCAAUUGCAACAGCACGCUUACAGCGAUGGGCUGUCACGUUGUCCGCUUACGAGUACUCGCUCGUGUACAAAAAGUCCAGUGACAACGCAGAAGCAGAUUUUUUUUCAAGAAGCCCGUUCCAGGGUACUGAAGACGGCAAGUCCAAAGGUGAAGAAUCGUUUUAUGCUUUGCGUCUGGACUCUGCCUGUGUCCCCCAAACAGAUUGCACUUGCUACAGCACGUGAUCCGGUGCUCAGUAAAGUGCUCCAGCUUACAAGCAUAGGCUGGCCAUUGCACUUUUUUUUAAUGCCAGGGUAAAUGCCUCAGCGCCAUUGCAAUUGCGAGAUUCGAGCUUAAACCAUUUUUCGACAGACAUUUGCAGAUCAGCGUGCAUCAAGGGUGUGCAGCCAGUCCAGCGGCUGGGCGAACAAUGAGUCUAUUGCGGUUGCGCAAGUUACAUAUAUAGAGAAGCCAACGUGUCGUAACAGACCGUGGAUUACUGGUGCGCCGCGACGACUGGUUAAACUCUCACGCAACAUUUCAUAACUUCGUUGCAGAGCCUCGGUCCAAACCCAGGCAAUGUCCUUGCGCAGCAAUGUUCUCAGUGGUGCAGUCACGACGGACAUGUUAGGAAUGAAACAUUGCACAUAAUUCUUCAUGCCUAGAAAGACUUGGAGUUCCGUACUAUUCUUUGGAUCUUUCAUUUCCAGUAUGUCUUUCACUCGACCAGGGUCCAGCCGGAGGCUCUCUGUGCGAAGGAUGUGUCCUAGGUAGCGGACUUCGGGUUGCAGAAAGGUGCAUUUCUUGAGGUUAACUUUGAGGUUGUUUUCGAGACGGCGUGCUAACAAAAGUGGGAGGUGGUGGUCAUGCUCCUCUUUCGUGCGGCCCCAAAGUAGUAUGUCUUCCAUUACCACGUCUACGCACGAUAAGCCUUCCAGCAAGCGAUGCAUAGCUGCUUGGAAGAUUUCUAGAGCUGAUGCAAUUCCGAAGGGCAUUCGACGAAACCGAUAUCGCCCAUACGUCGUGCUCAUUGUACAUAGUUUAGAGCUUGAUUCAGAGAGUUCAAUUUGCCAAAAUAUGACGCCGCGUCGAGUGUUGAGAAGUACUUAGCACCGGACAGCUGCGAGGCUGCGUCUUCUAGAGUUGGCAUUGAGUAAUGUUCGCGCAACAGCACUUUAUUAGGCCCUGUAGGGUCCAGGCAAGUUCUAACUUUGUCCUUCUUAACAACUGUAACAAUAUGGCUAGAUCACUCCGUAGACUCGGUUCCCUUUGUUAUGACGCCUUGCGCUUCCAUACGCUGUAGCUCAGCCGUGACAUUGUCCUGAAGAGCUACAGGAGCUCAUCUUGCUGGAACGACAACGCCCACCGAGUCUGGCUUGAGCUUCAUGUCGUAUUCGAAGUCUUUUAACUGCCCGAGUCCCUCAAAGACGUCUCUAAAAGGCUGCGCUGGCGGGUACAGUUCAUGCUGUGUAUGUUUUGCAUAUGAUAUAUGAAGCCGAGACCUUCAGCUGCUGCACCACUCAAAGUGGCAGGGACAUCUUAUUCGACAAUAAAAAACGUUCGUACCCUGGUUCUGUCAUUUUCUGAAAGUAUCAAAUGGACUUGCGCAUGCGCGGCUGUGGUGUGGCCAAAAAAGGCUGUGAGCUUGACAUUGCAGGCUUGAUAAGGCUUUUCUGGCAGCUUUGCAACGUCGCUUCUUGAACUGACACAAUUGGCCUUUGUCUAGCUUGCACAUGAUGGGAUGGCCCUCAAUGUAAAUCGUUGCGCUCCAGUGAUCGGUGGUUAUCGCAUCGACAGUCAAAGUUUGCAAAAAAAAAAAUCGUCGUCUUCGGCUCGUAACUCCUGCUUUGGUUGGUUGGCACUGCGCGAAAGCUUGGACGACUUGCAUGCUCAAGCGAAAUGGUUCAGCUUUCUGCACUUCUCGCAUGUUUUUUCCUUUUGCUGGGUACGUGUCCUUGCGGUGCAUUUGAUCCCCACAUUUGUAGCAAACGGUUUUUCUUGUUGCUACCGCGUUUACUAUGGUGCCUUCGCUGGCGCCCGUAGCUUCACUUAUCUCACGAAAGUGCUCUUUGCCAUGUUCUUGCGCGUGGCAAAUGUCGACCGUCUUUUGGUGCGUCGGGUUUUCCGCGAUCAGUCUUUGCUGUAGACUCUUAUCCUGAGUGCUCAAACUGAUUCUGCUACGCAACAUGCGGUCUUCAAGGCCCCCAAAUUUACAACUCUUCGCUAGCACACGCAGUUCUGUUAGCCACUCGUUAAACGUCUCGCCUUCUUUUUGGUUCGUUGAACCAAAAAGAAAUUCUUGAAAUCAGGCCUGUAAUGCUCCUCAAUUUUUUUAAUCAGAACUUCAACCUCAUUUCUGUCUUCCGCUUCCUCGUACUUGAAGGUACUGUACGACUUCAUAGCCUCUUCGCCUAUGGUAACUAGCAACCUGCCUGCUUGAACGUCUUUUGGCUGCUUGUUCAAUCGCGUAGCAAUGAAAAGCAGCAGAAACUCACUUUUCCAAGUUUUACAGGCAAUCCAAGAGUCGUGCGAUGCAUCCAUAGGCUUCGGGGGUGUAGUAGCGCGGACGCCAUCGACAUAUCGGCUGGGUUCCGCUGCGACCAUGUAGCCAGGCCAGCAGUUAGGCCACCAACGAGUUUAUUGUGGUUGCGGAAGUUACAUAUAGAGAAGCCAACGUGACGUAACAGAUCACGGGAUUACUGAUGCGCCGUGACGACUGCAGAUUCAGCCGUGCUACAGGGGGCCUCAUGUAUGUCCUGAGGGUUGUUAUU
Messenger RNA from Dermacentor albipictus, 8392 nucleotides. RefSeq names its product neprilysin-1-like. Lineage: Eukaryota; Metazoa; Arthropoda; Arachnida; Ixodida; Ixodidae. Gene Ontology annotation, cellular component: plasma membrane. Gene Ontology annotation, molecular function: metalloendopeptidase activity. The record is from RefSeq and is a predicted model, not a curated record. Gene Ontology annotation, biological process: protein processing.